Molecule: messenger RNA, 3008 nt
Organism: Gymnodraco acuticeps
Lineage: Eukaryota; Metazoa; Chordata; Actinopteri; Perciformes; Bathydraconidae
Gene: b4gat1
Product: beta-1,4-glucuronyltransferase 1
Exons: 2
Coding region: 306-1601 (431 amino acids)
Molecular function (GO): glucuronosyltransferase activity
Source: RefSeq, a predicted model, not a curated record
GCUGUCGCAUCAAAGCAGAAUGGUUGCAACAAUUAUUUUUGCACGAAGAUCACGCAGAGAGGAUUAGAUCCGUCGUUUUGUUUUCGUGCUAUCGAGAGCUGCAUGAAUAUCUGGAGCAGCUAUGCCAGUAACCAGCAGAAUGUGCAAGUAUUUGUUGUAUUUCCACCCUGAUAGGUUGCACUGUUAGCAUUGUGAUAGCAAUGUGGGUAAUGCUAGGACAGAAAUAGCUCAAGGAAACAGCUGCUUGCUCCGGUGUUUGGAGCUGCUUUGUGCACACUAGUUGUCCAGUUUGCAGUUUCUCUGGAAUGCAUCUGUCCAAGAAAUGCUCGGUUUUCAAAGUGGUGCUGAGUGCUCUGCUGAUAGUGGCGCUCCUGCAGCUCUUUUACCUGUCCUUCUUAUCCAAGUUUCACGGUAAUCAGCAGCGGUACCGGUACUCUGAGCUUUUUGGAGGCUCUGAGGGCAAGAAGAAUGGGCACCCCGAGAAAAACUCACGGAAGGAACGUCUGAGGUUCUCCCUGUCUACUGGAGGGAUCUUUGACAACAGUGGUCAGUAUCGGGUGUACAAGAACUUGAUAAAAAGUGAUUUCACCACAAAUCAUAAACCAGGGUCCAUCCCCAGUUCCCAUGUCCUGGCAUUAGCCACACACACAACCAUCAACAACCUGCAUCACCUGGAAUCUCUUGUGGAAAGGUGGCACAACCCUCUCUCUGUGGCCAUAUUCGCACACGGGCAAGAUGUCAAGUUUGCCACAGCUCUGGUUUAUGCUCUCAGCUUCUUCUGCCCCCAGAUUCAGUCUCUGGUGGACUUCCACUUGGUGUGCCUCUCAGGAGAGAUGGCCAGUUUCCCUGAGCAGGACCGUGAGCAUUUUGCAGGGCUUGAAGACUGUGCCUCUGUGUUUUCCAGACUGGAGACGCACAGGGAUAAAUACAAGAACUAUGCCAUCAGUGGAAACGUCUCCUACCCCAACAACCUCCUGCGUAACGUAGCCCGAGGUGGCACAGAGUCCUCCUACAUCCUCGUCAUUGACAUCGACAUGAUGCCGAGCGCUGACCUCCACCAGCAGUUUGAGGCCAUGAUCUUGGGGCGUGAGACAGCGAGUGAUGAGGUUUUUGUGUUGCCUGCCUUUGAGAUCCGCCACGCAAGGAAGAUGCCCGGAAACAAGGCAGAGUUGGUUCAGCUCUACCAGGUCGGUGAGGUCCGGCCCUUUUAUGAAGAGCUGUGUUCUCGCUGUCAGGCCCCCACCAACUACUCGCGGUGGGUCAACAGCCACGUUAGAGGAUCCGAACCCCUGGAAGUUGGCUACACGCUUACCUGGGUUGAUCCCUGGGAGCCUUUCUACAUCGGGCCCCACACUGUGCCCCUCUAUGAUGAGAACUUCAAGCAAUAUGGAUUCAAUCGUAUCAGCCAGGCCUGCGAGCUCCACAUCGCUGGAUACAAGUUCUCGGUGCUGAGCUCAGCUUUCUUGGUGCACCGGGGAUUCAAGAUCCAGGGGGAGUUUCACGCCAAGAAGGACGAGGAGAACAAACGCAACCGGGUUCUGUUUCGCAGCUUCAAAGAGGGCCUGAAAACAAAAUACCCAUCCUCCAACCGACGCUGCUGAUCCUGCUUCUCUAAUGAAAUCUGUCUCCUGCUGAAAUGGACGUCGUACGUUGUUCUUCUAAAAUGAACCAGUUUUUCUUUUAAAUUCUGACGGCAACUCUUGGAUUUAUAUCAAGUAAAACAUUUCUGCUGGUUGGGACAGAAAGAAAGAAGUGAUCAAUCAAGACUGAAAAACUGGCAAGCAACUUUUUGGAAUCAAAAUCCAAAAUGUAUAAUAAUUAGAGGUACGCUUUCUAUUUUACAAAAUGUUUGAGCUUGUCCAGAUACAAAGAAAAUCUCUACAUAUACUUAGAGAUAUCCUAAGAAACAAAAGUCCUAACCUCAGGUUAUGUACUGUAACAUAACGCAGAUAUACUAUAGCAACAAAAAAAAUCCAUUGGACUUUGAAUACGGGCAAAGGGUCAAGAAUAUCUUUUUUCUAAGAUAUUUUCGGCUAUUGAGUACUAAUAAUGAAUUGAAACAAAAUGGCAUCGCAAUCUGAUUAUGAGGUAAACUACAAACCCAGUUUUUUUAACAAAUGCAUCACUUUAUAUCAAGUUUAAAUAGUUUGUUUCCUUCAAAUGUUGUGCCAAUCGAUGUGGUCAGACCACCAGAGGGCAACAGACACUAGUGUUAAAUGCAGUAUUGCAGCAUACCGUAUAUAUUAGUGUGCAGCAGGGAUUACGCAAUACCAGAGGAUGUACAUUUACUCUGUGUUUCAACUAUCUGCACAUUUUGAUGUUCUCAUAUCAUGUCAGUGCUUUUUCUUGCCACAAACUGUCCGGGUAAACAAACACUGGGAAACUUUACACAGAACAUUGUAUGACUAUGAUUUUGCCAACACUGUGGAAAACGAGGAUUUGACGCUGGUAGUCGCUUAGAUUAUCUAGAGUUGGGUUUCUUUCUCUUGAAGUAUAUGAUGGGGCCAGUGGACUCAGGUAGAAAUGUAGCAUGGAUACAAAUACUGCACAAUCAAAAUGUAAACCUCAAACAAAAGCAGUCUAAAGUUAUUGAUCUUAAUCUCUCGUAUUAUUCUGAAACAUACUGGCACAGUACUUUGACCACCACUAUUUUCAUACAAACAAAAUACCUGGAAAGUAUGCGUAUCCAUUGCCGUUUGGUUACUUUUAAGUGUUACGUUGUUAUUGUUGAUUUUAACAGAGAUUUAAAUAUGUUUUCCUUCCACAUUUGCAGUGUUUAUGAUAUAUUUAUUGUAAAAUGUUUUCCUUCAACUGGACUUAAAAUAAACCCCAGCAGGAAAACUGUAGCACAAGUUUGUGUUUGGUGUGAAAAAUGAUGUUGGGCAUGGAACAUUUUUGUUUUAGAAAUUCAUUUAGAAUUUAGUUUUGUAUCAAUUUGAACAUUAUUUGUGAUGAUGUGAUGUGGAAACUGCGUUUUAUUUGGUGAUAAAACAAAAUAUAAUGCCUGA